ACCUCUUGUAGUUAAGAACCAACGUGAUAACAUAAGCCAAAGCUUGGCUCUUGUAAUAAGACAAACCGAAAGAUCUCUUGUGUUGGAAGUGCAACAUAUUCACAUGAAAUUAUGUCUUCUCGUACUUGAAUUAGGGACAGUGAAA
Molecule: messenger RNA, 145 nt
Organism: Racocetra fulgida
Lineage: Eukaryota; Fungi; Glomeromycota; Glomeromycetes; Diversisporales; Gigasporaceae
Source: the annotation of a GenBank genome assembly